AUGCCUAAUAAUCGAAAAAAACCCACGUUAAUAUCACAGAAGAAAAAUAUUGAAAAUCCACCAUACUGCUCUGGAUCUUCCUCCGGUGACUCAAACUUCCAAGAUCAUCAAGAAGCACUUUAUUUUGUCUCGAAUGUACUUCGAUGUUUCUUCUUUUUGCCAUUUCCAAAGUAUAGUUUUGAGAAUGGUGGCGGUUAA
Messenger RNA from Ambispora gerdemannii, 198 nucleotides. The record is from the annotation of a GenBank genome assembly. Lineage: Eukaryota; Fungi; Glomeromycota; Glomeromycetes; Archaeosporales; Ambisporaceae.